AUGGAGCCCAAGGUGGUUUGUGUCCUGCUCCUGGUCUGUGUGCUGGCCGCUGGCAGCCUGGCCCAGGGCAUGGAGGGGACGUGUGAGAUGGAGCCCAAGGAAAGAGAAAAUUGCGGCUACCCCGGCGUCACACCUCAGGACUGUGCAGACAGAGGCUGCUGCUUCGACAACAGCGUGCGAGGGUUCCCCUGGUGCUUCCACCCCAGGGCGUUGGGGCCAGAUGAGGAGGACUGCGUCUUCUAGAGGGGGCUUCGCCGGAGC
Talpa occidentalis (Iberian mole) is the source of this 261-nucleotide messenger RNA. RefSeq names its product trefoil factor 1-like. Bases 1 to 243 code for a protein of 80 amino acids. Gene Ontology annotation, biological process: maintenance of gastrointestinal epithelium. NCBI's taxonomy places the organism in Eukaryota, Metazoa, Chordata, Mammalia, Eulipotyphla, Talpidae. The transcript has 3 exons. The record is from RefSeq and is a predicted model, not a curated record.